CGCUCCGUCGCUCGCCUUCGCCAUCAUCGCCGCGCGCCGCGGCCGGGAGUGACGCGCGGGUCCGGCAGCGCCAGCAUGGAGGAGGCGGGGGCCGCCCCCGGCCCGGCGCUCGCCGAGCUGCGGGCGGACGAAUGUUAUGCUGACUUCUUCAGAGAAGACUUUGAUGUGAAAGCUUACACUUCCCAGUCCAUCCAUCAGGCUGUGAUAGCUGAGCAACUGGCUAAACUUGCUCAAGGUAUUAGUCAAUUGGAUAAAGAGCUGCAUUUACAAGUUGUUGCAAGACAUGAAGAUCUGUUGGCCCAAGCAACUGGAAUUGAAUCUCUGGAAGGUGUCCUCCAAAUGAUGCAAACUAGAAUUGGUGCUCUACAAAGCACUGUUGAUAGAAUUAGAGUCAAAAUUGUUGACCCCUACAACAAAAUAGUGUCUCGCACAGCUCAGCUAGCAAAACUACAGGCUGCCUGUGACUUGCUACGGAGGAUAAUACGCAUCUUGUAUCUCAGUAAGAGACUUCAAGGACAACUGCAAGGAGGAAGCAGAGAGAUAACAAAAGCUGCCCAGAGUCUCAAUGAACUUGAUUAUCUUUCUCAAGGGAUAGAUCUGUCUGGAAUAGAAGUAAUUGAAAAUGACCUGCUUUUUAUUGCAAGAGCACGUCUUGAGGUGGAAAACCAGGCUAAAAGGUUGCUUGAGCAAGGUGUGGAGACUCAGAAUCCUACUCAAGUGGGAACUGCUCUUCAGGUUUUCCAUAAUCUUGGGACUUUGAAGGAUACCAUUGCUAAUGUGGUGGAUGGAUACUGCACAGCGCUGGAAGAGAACAUAAAAAAUGCUUUGGAUAUCAAAGUGUUGACUCAACCAUCUCAAACAGUCACAAGAGGUGGCCCUGGUAGAGCUGCGAUGCCAACACCUGGGAACACAGCAGCUUUUCGAGCAGCCCUCUGGACAAACAUGGAGAAACUCAUGGAUCAGAUCUGUGCUGCUUGUGGACAGGUGCAGCAUUUGCAGAAAGUAUUGGCAAAGAAAAGAGAUCCUGUGUCACAUGUCUGCUUCAUAGAGGAGAUAGUGAAGGAUGGCCAGUCUGAUAUUUUGUACAAAUUUUGGACUGCAGUAACCCAGACACUUUCCUCUCAGUUUCAGUCAGCAACAGACUCCUCUAUGUUUUUGAAACAAGCAUUUGAAGGAGAAUACCCUAAAUUACUGAGGCUUUAUAAUGACUUGUGGAAACGCCUCCAACAAUAUAGUCAAAAUAUUCAGAGGAAUUUUAACACAAGUGGAACUACUGAACUUUUUGCUGAGCUACAACAAAUGGAAGAAGAUGCACAGGACAUAUUCAUGCAAAAAAAUGAAGAUUAUGAUCCAGAAAAGGCCUUGAAAGAUUCACUGCAACAGUAUGAAGCUGCCUAUCUGUCAAAAUCCUUGUCUCGGCUGUUUGACCCCAUCAAUCUUGUCUUUCCUCCUGGAGGUCGGAAUCCUCCCUCUUCUGACGAGCUUGACAGCAUCAUCAAAACUAUAGCCAGUGAGCUAAAUGUGGCUGCUGUUGAUCCAGACCUGAGUUUAGCUGUGGCCAAAAAUGUGGCGAAGACCAUUCAGCUUUUUGGUGUAAAAUCAGAGCAGCUUCUGUCUACUCAAGGAGAUGCCAGCCAGGUGAUUGGGCCACUGACAGAGGGCCAGAGGAGGAACGUGGCUGUGGUCAAUUCUCUGUACAAGCUGCACCAGGCUGUUCUGAAGGUUAUUACCAGCCAGAGCUCAUUUCCAGCAGCUGCUGAGCAAACGGUCACAACUGCCUUAAAGGCAGUCCAUGAUCUAAUGGGUAGUGCUGUUCAGCCGCUACUGAACUCUGUAGGAGAUUCAGUGGAAGCUAUUAUCAUCACUAUGCACCAGGAGGAUUUUUCUGGAUCAUUAUCCAGCUCAGGAAAACCAGAUGUCCCUUGUUCUCUCUACAUGAAAGAGCUUCAGGGUUUUAUAGCAAGAGUCAUGAGCGACUACUUCAGACAUUUUGAGUGUUUUGACUUUGUCUUUGAUAACACUGAAGCCAUGGCUCAAAGAGCAAUUGAACUUUUCAUUCGCCAUGCCAGUCUAAUAAGGCCCCUCGGUGAAGGUGGGAAGAUGCGCCUGGCAGCGGAUUUUGCACAGAUGGAGUUAGCAGUAGCACCGCUGUGUCGGCGAGUCUCUGACUUAGGAAAAUCCUACAGACAGCUGAGGUCAUUCAGACCACUGCUGUUCCAGACCAGUGAGCACAUUGCCAGUAGCCCAGCUCUAGGAGAGGUUAUUCCAUUCAGCAUUAUUCUUCAGUUCUUAUUUACAAGAGCACCACCAGAGCUAAAAUCACCCUUCCAGAGGGCUGAGUGGUCCAUUGCCCGCUACUCCCAGUGGCUCGAUGAUCAUCCAUCUGAAAAAGACAGGCUUGCUCUCAUACGUGGUGCACUGGAAGCUUAUGUUCAAUCAGUGAGAACAAGAGAGGGAAAAGAGUUUGCACCAGUCUAUCCCAUAAUGGUUCAGCUGCUGCAGAAAGCCAUGUCAGCCCUUCAGUGAACACACCUGGACAAUGCUCUCACUCCGGGACGGUAACACAGCUGCCACAUACGCAUCCCCUGUUCGUGUAAAUUAUCCCCAAGUACAUCAGCUUUACAAUGAAACGUUUACCUACUUCAUGUCUGAAACUUCCAUCUUCUUGCUUUAUGUUCAUAUUACAGGAACUCACUUAUACAGAAAUAUUAUAAGGAAAUUGUACAACUUUUAUGUGCUGUAAGUCUACAUCUAAUUGAAACAUUCUUAAGCAUUCCUUUUGAAUUUAGAAAAGUAUAAAAUUAGAACUCAAAUAUUACAGUGUAAUUGCUGCAUAUUUCAAAUAAGGAAGCAGCUCUUUUCCUACAAGUAGAGUUUUAAACAGUUGAAUACAUUUUAGCCGUAUUCAGAAAAUUGUACUUUUGAAACGUUUGAAUCAUCAGUUUCCAUCUAAAAAUCACUAAUUUUAACACAAGGAAAAAUAUUUAUAACUAACCUAAAUGCUUCUCUGUUGCACUGCUAUUUGCUUAGAAAUAAUUUAUAUUGAUUUCAACUCUUUUUGCUUAAACUGUAAUAAAGAACAUUAACUAUCCAA
Prinia subflava (tawny-flanked prinia) is the source of this 3094-nucleotide messenger RNA. It is a transcript of the gene COG5, whose product is annotated as component of oligomeric golgi complex 5. Gene Ontology annotation, biological process: intra-Golgi vesicle-mediated transport. The record is from RefSeq and is a predicted model, not a curated record. The transcript is spliced from 22 exons. Bases 76 to 2526 code for a protein of 816 amino acids. Lineage: Eukaryota; Metazoa; Chordata; Aves; Passeriformes; Cisticolidae. Gene Ontology annotation, cellular component: COG complex.